This is a messenger RNA of Daucus carota subsp. sativus, 591 nucleotides long. RefSeq names its product disease resistance protein RPV1-like. The record is from RefSeq and is a predicted model, not a curated record. Gene Ontology annotation, biological process: defense response. The coding region runs from base 1 to 591 and encodes 196 amino acids. The transcript is spliced from 3 exons. NCBI's taxonomy places the organism in Eukaryota, Viridiplantae, Streptophyta, Magnoliopsida, Apiales, Apiaceae. Gene Ontology annotation, molecular function: ADP binding.
AUGACGAAAGAGAGAAAUUUAGCUACUGGUGCAUAUGUAUUACUUGUGGUUGUGAAAGAAUGUAAGAACUGGGCAUUGGCUAUUUGUGAUUUUGUCAGAAAUCCUGGGGAAGAUAUGCAGAACGCACAAACGAAUGAAGCUAGACUGAUCGAGAAAAUUGUUGCUGAUGUUCUUAGUGAAGCAAAGCCAAUAAAUUUAAAUGUAAUCUUUGAGAACCUAGUUGGACUAGAUUCACGCAUUGAGGAAAUAGUUUCACUACUUAGCUUGGAAUCAAAUGAUGUAAUCUUUUUUGGCAUAUACGGCAUUGGUGGAAUAGGGAAAACGACUACAGCCAAAGUCGUUUUUAAUAAAAUUGUGCACAAAUUUGAGGCCAGCUACUUUGCAGAAAACGUCAAAAAUGUUGCUAAGAAAGAUGGUCUAGAUUUUAUACAAAAUCAGCACAUUUCAGAAAUUAAGAAUAGGGAAGUAAACCUUGAUAAUGCUAAUCAAGAAAGUGCUUUGAUGAAGGAAAGAUUUUGGCCUAAAAGGGUCCUAAUUGUCCUAGAUGAUGUGGAUAAUAUCAAACAAAUAAAGAUUUUAACUGGACAAUGA